This is a messenger RNA of Penicillium taxi, 1551 nucleotides long. RefSeq lists its product as uncharacterized. The coding region runs from base 1 to 1551 and encodes 516 amino acids. Lineage: Eukaryota; Fungi; Ascomycota; Eurotiomycetes; Eurotiales; Aspergillaceae. The record is from RefSeq and is a predicted model, not a curated record. The transcript is spliced from 2 exons.
AUGGGUGAUAAUGACCCAUUACGCUCGCCCAGGGAGCACACGGUUAUCGAACUUGCUCGUAUACUCGAUGCGCAAACUUUCAUUCAUGUUAGGGGUACUCCUGCGUCAGGAAAAACGACCCUCGCACGUCUCCUCGAAGCCUUUUACCGAAAGAAGAAUGUCCCUGUAAUCGCGUUCUACAGCUGGUCAUUGACAGCUGGUCAGUCGUAUAAGCAAGUUUUGAUGCAAGAGGCUCGGGAACGCGGAUAUACGCAGUUCGACCGUCAAUUCCUACAAGACGGCAGCUAUGUGCUGAUCAUCGAUGAAGGCCAAUUGACCUACCAGGAUGAAGCUUUUUGGAUCGAAAUGAUCAAAAUGCAGAGUCGCAGACAUUGGGGGCCGCGAAUUUGCAUGUUCACUUGCUAUGGAUCCCCAACAGAAGGGUCAGAAUCGAUAAAUAUUGCAGGAAGCCCACUGGCCCACCUGGGCCCUGAACAGCGUGUUUCAAUAACCGUAUCUCACAUCGAGUAUUCACCAUCGAUUGCGCUUUUUUAUGACGCUACAGAAUUUUUUGAUGUUGUUGUUCGAUUCUGCGUUCAAUCGCAUCGGAUUCCUGAACUUAGACUAGACAGCACUGCGCAGAGAUACAUUUUCGAGCUUACUCAUGGUCAUCCGGGUGCCGUUGACGCCAUGCUUCAAAUGUUGUGGACGUUCUAUCACAGUGCCCUUAAACACCAAGGGCUGAUAAUUACAGAUGAACACAUCAUUCAAAGUCUAGACAAUGAAGAGAAAGCUUUCCAACUACUUAUGUCAGAAAAUAUUCGCCGUUCGUUCCCCAGACGCGGAAAAGUCACUACAGAAGCAGUUGAAAUUCUUCGUAAGACUUUAUCUGACGGAAGCGUGACGAAAGAUCUUGCCAACCCUGGUGUCAAGCAGUGCUACGAAAAUGGCUGGCUGCACUCAGAGCCUAAAGACUUCGAUGGAGAUGAAAUCCUUUGCGUAUUCCCAACGCGCCUACAUGCUAAAUUCGUGGAAUAUUACUGGACAAGCAACAAACUGGAUUUCCCGAUCUGGAGGUUCCCUGACAUCGGCUGUUUGGCUCGAGAGGUUCUGGCCCAAUUUUCACCGAGAAACAUCUCUAGUGCCAUCCGUAUGGGGUACGCUGCAAUGGCUCGCCCAUUUGAAGCUUCAUACCAGGAUGAGUUCUAUCGAGCUAGCCAUCAGGUUCUUGGUUAUGCCAUGAACGUCACAAGCGAGUGGUCUUCAGGAGGGCGCGGGCGAAUAGAUUUUCGAUUUGCUCAGAUAGGGUGGGGAGUAGAGCUCAUCAGAGAGGGGGAUCGCCUGAAAGAGCAUUGUUCGAGAUUUGCUCCUGGUGGCACGUACGCACCGUGGAUCUCCACUGGCCUUUUAACCCAAUGGUUGAUUAUUGAUUGCAGGACAAGCUGGCCAAAACCGCUUAAUCCCCCCGAACCAAAGCUCUGGCGGGCAGUUUUUUCAGAAGAUUUUGGCUCAGUCCAAAUUCUGGAUUCAUCAAAUUCCCCUAUUGGAGCCCCAAUACCCCUAAUGUCAUGA